AAUAGUCAAAACCCAAUCUGUAAACGUGCCGCCCCUCUCUCCCCCUAAAUUUAAAAAGGACCAACCUCUUUGUUUCUUCUUCUUCUUCUUCGACCUAACCAGUUCGCUCUCUCUCUUCUUCCUUUACGAUUUAUCAACGGUCAUCAUAAGAUCUUCUGAUCAUCAAUCAUGGACGCUGGUGACAGUAAUUUCAAUAAAGCCGGCAACCCUUUUGUCUCUGAACAACAAGUAGAAGGAAACGACAAUGUUUCGUUAGAAACCGGCGCUGAAUCUCCUCCUUCUUCUACUACUUUCAACGACAUGAAACUCCCCUCCCCUAGAAAAGGUAGAAAACCUAUACAGAAAAGAGUGGUGUCAGUGCCAAUCAAGGACGUUGAUAGUUCGCGCCUAAAAGGGGAAAGUGCUCCACCGUCUGAUUCUUGGGCUUGGCGAAAGUACGGCCAAAAACCCAUCAAAGGCUCUCCUUACCCCAGAGGUUAUUACCGGUGUAGUAGCUCAAAGGGAUGUCCAGCAAGGAAACAAGUUGAGAGGAGCCGCGUGGACCCUAAAAUGUUAGUGGUCACCUAUUCCUACGAACACAAUCACCCUUGGCCCGCUUCUAGAAACAACACCGCAGCCGCCAAACAAGCGGUGGCGGCAGCAGAAGCGGAGACACCAACCAUGACCACGACGGCAGCAGUAAAGCCCGGGCCAUCUACUUCGCAGCCGGACACGGAACCGGAAUCAGGAAGCGAAGAAAAGUUCGCUGAUCUGACGGACGACUCGAUUCUCAAAACACGGGAUGAAUUUGGUUGGUUGGGAGAGAUGGAAACGACGUCGUCGACGGUUUUGGAAAGCCAGAUAUUUUCGGAAAGAGACAACGGAGAGGGUGACGUUGGUAUGGUAUUCCCGAUGAGGGAAGAAGACGAGUUGUUAUUCGCUGAUCUGGGCGAGCUGCCCGAAUGCUCCUUUGUGUUUAGACACCAACGGAAGAUGGGACCACAAGUUGGGAUCUGCUGACAAGUGGCUGAAUAGGAUUUCAGAAUCGGCGGAGGAGGAACCAUUAGUUUCAACGCGGUGCGGUUAUCGUCUGGCACAAGAUACGAAACGGAAAACAAUAAAAGGAAAACGGAUUUUUUAUUUAAAAUAUUUUUUAAACAAAAAACUCUGUUACAUUACAUUUAUCUUUGUUGUAACAAUUUCCGGCAGCUUAAGGGACUUGAUUGAAUAGAAACAAUUUUAACGUGACUCAUAGCAGCAA
Gossypium raimondii (Peruvian cotton) is the source of this 1240-nucleotide messenger RNA. Its product is annotated as probable WRKY transcription factor 65. Gene Ontology annotation, cellular component: nucleus. The transcript is spliced from 3 exons. NCBI's taxonomy places the organism in Eukaryota, Viridiplantae, Streptophyta, Magnoliopsida, Malvales, Malvaceae. The record is from RefSeq and is a predicted model, not a curated record. Gene Ontology annotation, biological process: regulation of DNA-templated transcription. The coding region runs from base 169 to 999 and encodes 276 amino acids. Gene Ontology annotation, molecular function: DNA-binding transcription factor activity; transcription cis-regulatory region binding.